Mytilus trossulus (common blue mussel) is the source of this 1086-nucleotide messenger RNA. RefSeq names its product acetylcholine receptor subunit beta-type lev-1-like. The transcript has a single exon. Gene Ontology annotation, molecular function: transmitter-gated monoatomic ion channel activity involved in regulation of postsynaptic membrane potential; transmembrane signaling receptor activity; excitatory extracellular ligand-gated monoatomic ion channel activity. Gene Ontology annotation, biological process: regulation of membrane potential; monoatomic ion transmembrane transport; nervous system process. The record is from RefSeq and is a predicted model, not a curated record. The coding region runs from base 1 to 1038 and encodes 345 amino acids. Lineage: Eukaryota; Metazoa; Mollusca; Bivalvia; Mytilida; Mytilidae. Gene Ontology annotation, cellular component: neuron projection; synapse; plasma membrane.
AUGACAUUUUAUAUGAUGAGCAUCAAUAAAUUUGAAGAAAUUGAUGAAACUAUUGAAGUUUUAGGUGGAUUGCAUUGUGAAUGGAAUGAUGCUGGAAUAUCGUGGAAUCCUAAUUCUUAUGGUAAUAUACCGUACACUAUUGUGUCAAGUAAACACAUCUGGAAACCUCCAAUGAUUUUAGUAAACGCCGUCGACAAUUUAGCACCCAUUGGAGGGAGUAUAAACAAUCUUGCGACUAUUUAUAGUGACGGAAAUGUGACUUUGGGUUUAGGUGGAAUAUUGUCAGCAAAGUGUACAACGGACAUAUCGAAAUUCCCUUACGAUUCACAGACGUGUAAUUUGAAGUUCGCGGUAUGGGGACUUUCAAAUGAAACUGCCGUGUUAACAGAAAGCUCAGAUCCAAUAAGCAUGUUGUUCUACACACCAAACUCCAACUGGGAUCUAACAUCGUACCAUUCACGGGCUGUGAUAUGGAACCACUAUUCAACAUUUGAGAUUUUUCUUACAAUAAAACGAGAGUCUUUAUAUUAUAGUGUUAUGGUAGUUUGUCCAACCACUCUAUUUGGUUUACUUAACCCGCUAGUGUUUCUACUUCCUGUUGAAUCCGGAGAACGCAUAGGACUUGGUAUGACAAUACUUCUAUCAUACGCAAUUUUUCUUACAUUAGUCUCUGCAGCCAUACCAGCAUCGUCAAAUCCUAUGUGUUACUUGUUAAUCAUAAUGAUAAUGACGAUCGUAAUAAGUGGUGUCAUCGUGGUUAUGUCCAUAUUUAUAACGUAUCUGUACUACAGAGCAGACACGAAGGAAAUGAAUGCUUUUUGGAAACUGAUUGGAUCUCGACUACCAUGGACCCGAAAAAACAAUAUUGUUACUGUAGUUCCAAUUACUGAGGAAAAACAUGUAAUUUGUAAAACCUCUCCUCUUCCUGGAUAUGUAAGUUGGAAGGAUGUAAGUUAUGGACUUGAUAUUUUGUUUUUGAUUGUCUCGUACGUCACAAUGCUCUGUUUGAUAACAACAUUUCACGUAAUUGUAAGUUAACUAUUAAACCCUUUUCAAAUGAAGACUAACUAUAUAGAUAAGUUAAGG